AUGAUUUCUUUACCAUUUGGUAGAACUCGCUGGAUAUCUCGUUAUUUUGUCUUGCUUGAUUCUGAAUUACGAUUCUAUAAAGAUGAGCAUUCUGACUCACCAGUGCAAGUAUUGAAUUUACGUCAAGUCUAUCAAGUCAUUCCAGCACCCAAUGCUCAGCAUCCCUUCUGUUUCAGACUGGAACCCAGCCAACAAGGGCAAUGGAUCAAACCUUGGGUCAUUGAAUGCAAAAAUGAAUUCGACAUGAAAAACUGGCUUGCUGCUAUCAAAAACAGACUUAAGAAAAACAAUGAGGACAAAAGAUCCCACCGAGCUGCAUCCACCAUCAGUGUAACCGAUGCUUCACCAGAAAUGUAUCGUUUGCCAACACUGCCACUUCGUUGUACAAAUUUGGAAUCUGAGCGCACUGUAAAAAAGGAACCUUUGUUGUCCCGAAGAAAGCAGACAUUGGCUCCUAUUGUUACUGAUCCUUCCUUUUUAUUUCAACCUCAACUGACUAUAUCUCCUCCCAUUUUGAACCAAAAACGACGCAGAAGUUCUUUUUUAUUACCUUCAUCCGUUUCUUCUGCAAGUACGGUGCCUUCACCCACAGGAGCCGUGAUUGGUCCCCUGGAUAUCCCUCAUGACGACAUGAGUAAACCUGUCAAACCAUCUCUUUCUUAUGCUCAAUACGUCAGCAGCACUAUACUUUUGGAUCGAAUCCAACAAAAGGACAGCUAUAAACAACUUGUACCUCAACCUUCGUUGCAAAAAGGCCAACAAAAGGAAUGUGAGGUUUCUUUAGAAAGUCCAACUUUCUUAACGUACAAAAGACGCUUUCGUUUAUAA
Gilbertella persicaria is the source of this 828-nucleotide messenger RNA. RefSeq lists its product as uncharacterized. The transcript is spliced from 2 exons. The record is from RefSeq and is a predicted model, not a curated record. Lineage: Eukaryota; Fungi; Mucoromycota; Mucoromycetes; Mucorales; Choanephoraceae. The coding region runs from base 1 to 828 and encodes 275 amino acids.